GGGUGAUUAGGGAAUUUAUGAAGCGUCACACGUGUGAUUUUGAUGUCAUAAGGGGAGAUCACAAACAUGUUACAAGUCUUUUUGUCAGUCAAUGUAUUAAGGAUAAAUUUAUUGCUUGUCAAUGCACUACCCCAAAAAACUAUUAUGAAUCUCAUGCGCAAGGAGCAUGAAGUUGGAAUCAGUUACUACAAAGCUCUUCGAGCAAGACAUAUUAUUUUAGAAGAGUUUCAAGGACCGGCGAAGGCGUCAUAUUCUCCUAUACCAGCUCUAUGUUAUGCUUUAGAAUCAACAAAUUCAUAUAUUCUAAAUUCCAGAACAUGUUCUAAUACAAGAUUAAUAGAAUUUUAUAUCACACCGGGCAUCACUAACAUUUAAAUCGCGUGGGUUCUCCAUGGGUUCUCUUACAGCUCUCCAGAUUGAAGAAGAUGGUGCUUUUAAAUACUGUUUUUAUCAUUUGCCGCUUCCAUUGCUGGAUGUGCUUAUUGUCGGCCUAUCAUAUCCGUCGACAGAACUUUUCUCCAAAAUAAGUUUGCGGGUAUUCUCCUGAUCGCAUCAGCUAAGGAUGCAAAUAACCAUAUAUUCCCUAUAACAUUUGCAAUCGUUGAUUCUUAAACAGAUGCAUCGUGGGAGUGGUUCUUAACGAAGUUAAAGGAAACGAUUCCACCUCGUGACCAUAUGGUUUUUAUUUCUGAUAGUAAAGCAAGCAUCCCUAAAGCUGUCUUGAAAGUUUUCCCAUGUGCGGAUCAUGAGUUUUGUGUUCAACAUUUGAUUGGUAACUUGAGGACAAAGUUUAAGCACCCUGCAAUUCUUGAUUUGUUUAACAAAUGCGCCAGAGUUUACAAAUUAUCGCAUUUUGAGCAAUCAAUGCAUAAUUUAGAACAACUUGCAGCAGACAUACGUGCAUAUCUUCUUCAGAUUGGCUAUGAAAAAUGGGCACAUUGUUAUUAUAAACGUCAUAGAUAUGGGAAUGAUAUUACAAACAUAUCUGAAAGUAUGAACAAUGCAUUGGAAGAGGGAAGAGACUUACCCAUUGUUCCAUUGAUUCAGAAAAUACAAGAGAAGUUGCAAACAUGGUUUGUUGAUCGUCGAGUUGAUGCCUCAUCAAUUCAUACCCGCUUAACUCCUUCGGCGGGGCAACUCCUGGCUGAUCAAGUUAUUCACGGAAGGCAUAUGGAGGUGCGUCCCAAUGACAUUAACGAGUACACUGUUUUGCAAGCUGGUCGCUCCUAUGUGGUUUAUUUGCAAACCAGACAGUGCAUUUGUAGGAGAUGGGAUCAUGGAGAAAUAUCAUGUGCACACACAUGUGCUGUUAUCAACAAAUGCAAUCUUAGUGUGCACUCGUUUGUCUCAGCGUAUUACUACAAUGAAUCUUAUGCAUCUACAUUUUCAGCUACGAUCCAUUCAUGGGGAAAUCCACAUGAGUGGGUAGUUCCUAACAUAGAAACGCCAACUAUUGUCUUUCCUCCUCACAUAAAGUGUGGUGCUGGUAGACCAAGAAAACAGAGGAUACCAUCAGUGGGAGAGUUCAAAAAAUCGAAAAAGUGCAAGCGAUGUGGUCA
Cuscuta epithymum is the source of this 1559-nucleotide messenger RNA. Lineage: Eukaryota; Viridiplantae; Streptophyta; Magnoliopsida; Solanales; Convolvulaceae. The record is from the annotation of a GenBank genome assembly.